Molecule: messenger RNA, 2118 nt
Organism: Colletotrichum higginsianum IMI 349063
Lineage: Eukaryota; Fungi; Ascomycota; Sordariomycetes; Glomerellales; Glomerellaceae
Product: AMP-binding enzyme
Exons: 3
Coding region: 1-2118 (705 amino acids)
Biological process (GO): long-chain fatty acid metabolic process
Cellular component (GO): endoplasmic reticulum; membrane
Molecular function (GO): long-chain fatty acid-CoA ligase activity
Source: RefSeq, a predicted model, not a curated record
AUGGCUCCCACACGAGACACCACCGCAUAUAUUCAGGAGCUGGCCACCCCUCCGCCUCCAGGCUCCCCUUACGGUCUGCCUAUCCCGGGUUCUGAGAAGGAAGGCCGCAGUGCCAUCUACCGGCAUUGGCGCUUCUGCGACGGCCCUCUGCUGUCCACCUUUGACCCCGCCGUUCAGACCGUCCACGACCUGUUCGAGGAGGCUGCGAAGAAGCGCCCCAACGCAAGGUGCCUGGGUCACCGGGCUUGGAAUCCCGCGACCAAGGAUUGGGAGAACAAGUACACCUGGGCCACGUAUGCCGAGGUUGCCGAGCGUCGUAAGAACUUCGGCGCUGGUCUCGUAGAAGUCCACCAAAACAUCGGCAUCACCAGCGACCACUACGGCGUUGGCCUGUGGUCCCAGAACCGCCCGGAGUGGCACAUUACCGACCUUGGCGCUGCCUCCCAAUCCCUCUUCACUGUCUCCCUGUACGAGACUCUUGGUCCCGAUACUACCGAGUACAUCAUCAAUCACGCCGGCCUGGCGUGCGUUGUCACGUCCCUACCGCACAUUCCUGUCCUGCUGAAGCUUGCGCCAAGACUCCCCUCCCUCAAGCUCAUCGUCUGCCUCGACGCCUUGGACGCCGGCGAGCCGGCUGGCUACUCCAAGUUGUCUGUCCUGAACGGUAUCGCUGCCCAGCAUGGCAUUCAAAUCCACUCCAUGGCCGACGUCGAGGCGCUCGGCCUGAAGUCGGGCCGGCCCAUGCGCCCGCCUCGUUCGACCGACUACGUCACCAUCAACUACACUUCGGGAACCACAGGCAUGCCCAAGGGUGUCGUUCUGACCCACGGCAACGCCGUGGCUGGUCUUGCGGCUGCGAGAUCCGCCGGAACUGUCACCUACAAGGACGUCCACAUCUCCUACCUGCCCUUGGCUCACAUUUACGGAAGGAUGGUCGACCAAACCGCCUUGGCCGAGGGAGCGGCCGUCGGCUUCUUCCGUGGUGAUAUUGUUGGAUUGGUCGAUGACUUGAAGAUUCUCGAGCCAACAGGGUUCAUGUCCGUCCCUCGGUUGUACAAUCGCUUCAACUCGGCCAUCCGAUCCGCCACCAUCGACGCAGACGGUGUCAAGGGAUCCCUGUCCCGCCAGGUCAUCAGCACCAAGAAGGCCAACAUGAAGCUGCCUGUUGGCAAGGCGAGCAACUCCCACUUCUUGUAUGACAGAAUUUGGACUCCCAAGGUUCGUGCUGCGGUCGGCCUGAAGAAGGCUCACAGUAUGGUCAGCGGUAGCGCGCAGCUGGACCCGGAUGUUCAUGAGUUCCUACGGGCCGCCUUUGGAAACCAUUUCGUACAGGGAUAUGGCUUGACGGAGUCGUACGCUGUCUCGACUGUUCAGCUCAAGGGCGACUUCAGCUUGGGCAAUAUCGGACCGCCCGCCUCCUGCAACGAGAUUUGCCUUGAAUCCGUUCCCGACUUUGACUACUUCGUCACCGAUAAGCCGUACCCGCGUGGUGAGAUUCUCCUUCGCGGCCCCAGCAUCUUCCAGGAAUACUACAAGAACGAAGAGGAGACCAAGAAGGCACUCGAUGCCGACGGCUGGUUCCACACGGGAGACAUUGCCGAGGUCGACAAUAUGGGCCGCUUCAAGAUCGUCGACCGCAAGAAGAACGUGCUUAAGCUAUCGCAGGGAGAGUAUAUUUCCCCCGAGCGCAUCGAGAACGUCUACCUCGGUAGCAGCAACCUGGCCGCCAUGGCUUACGUCCAUGGUGAUCCGUCCCAGUCAUCACUCGUUGCUGUCUUUGGCGUUGACCCCGAGAACUUUGCGCCAUUCGCCAGCAAGAUUCUGAAGAAGACCAUUGACAAGACCGACAUCGCUGCAAUCAAGGCCGCUGGCGCCGAUCCCAAGGUCAAAAAGGCUUUCCUCGCAGAGCUUGACAAGAUUGGUCGGGGCCACAAGUUCAACAGCUACGAGCGCGUGCGCAACGUCUACCUCACCGUCGACCCCUUCACCAUCGACAACGAGUUGUUGACGCCUACUCUUAAAAUGAAGAGGCCGCAGACCGCCAAGGCCUUCCGCGCGCAGAUCGACCAGAUGUACGAGGAAAUCAACGCGGAGCCUUCAGCUAAGCCCAAGCUUUAA